AUUCGUCACUUUUAUACUGUUGCUGGCCUGAAAGUUCUCGACAUCAUGGUUAAACCUCUUGAAAAUGACCGCUUCGAGAUGUUCUCACCUCUGCCUCCACCACUUUCUCCGGGCAGGGGAAGCGAUGCAUUUGGGAAUGAUGAAGACCCUGGUGAGGUAUCCAAGCUAGCUGAGGUUCCUCCUGCCAAAAGAGCAGUAGUGAAGAGACCCCAGCCAAAGCUGGACUCUCACAGGCUGACGUCUGAAAAAGGCCUUCCAGCUCUACGAACACUUUUUGAAGACGUCCGUUUUAAAGGCAAGGGACAUGAGGCCGAGGACGUGCGUCUGCUGAUGCAGAAGAUGGAGAACUGGGCACACAGGUUGUACCCCAAAUUUCAGUUGGAAGAUUUCAUCGACAAAGUGGAGAAGCUGGGUGCUAAGAAGGAAGUGCAGACAUGUCUCAAACGGAUACGCCUUGACAUGCCGCUGACACGGGAAGAUUUUACCGGUGAAGACGGUCCUGUUGACGCUGAAGUCUCAGGCGAUUCUGAUCCUUACAGCAGUCAAAGCCUCCACGGCGACCUGCACGGGUUAAUCCACUCCACCCCAGCUGCCCCCUCUCUCACAGACGAUCAGCGCAGACGAAUGGAGCUGAACAAGAAGCGGGCCUUGGAGAGGAGAAUUGCCCGCCAGCAACAGCUAACAGACUCACAGACAGACGACUCAUCUUUGCAAGCAGGUGAAUCCUCCAUGAACACAUCAGGGGAUGUUGUCAACCAUUCCAAAAGACAGUGGGAGGAUGAGGUGCCAGCGAGCCAAAUUUCAUCCCUGUUGUCAGGCAAUGCCGCCGGGUCCUCCUCGAUUUUGUUCGAAAAAGCUGUGACUGAGUCUCAGGCAGCCUCAACAGCUAGUAUCAGCAGUUAGGAUGCUGAUUUGUGAUGAAAAAUGUUAACUAUUUUGCUUCUAAUCAUUGCAUUCAAAUUCCGGUUGCUUUAUCAACUCAGUGCUUUUGGUUUAUGUCAAGAGAAGCCACAGUACAUGACAUAUUCAUGUUUUGAAUUUAAAGCUGCUCUUGAGUUAUUAAUGUUCACUUUUGGGAGUGCCUGUAGUUUAGUGCUUUGUCAUAUCAGUCACAGUUCAAAGUUUAGACACCCUACACCCCUGCACCCAUUAUCACGGUUUGCCUUUUACUGGUUAAUUUGUAUAUCACAUUUCAUAUCAGAAUCUGUACAGACCAUUCGUGUAAUUAAAAGACAUCAAACAUUUUA
Molecule: messenger RNA, 1247 nt
Organism: Corythoichthys intestinalis (scribbled pipefish)
Lineage: Eukaryota; Metazoa; Chordata; Actinopteri; Syngnathiformes; Syngnathidae
Gene: tipin
Product: timeless interacting protein
Exons: 8
Biological process (GO): replication fork processing; DNA damage response; replication fork arrest
Cellular component (GO): replication fork protection complex; nucleus
Molecular function (GO): DNA binding
Source: RefSeq, a predicted model, not a curated record